This is a messenger RNA of Melanotaenia boesemani (Boeseman's rainbowfish), 2497 nucleotides long. RefSeq names its product inter-alpha-trypsin inhibitor heavy chain H3-like. The transcript has 19 exons. NCBI's taxonomy places the organism in Eukaryota, Metazoa, Chordata, Actinopteri, Atheriniformes, Melanotaeniidae. The record is from RefSeq and is a predicted model, not a curated record. The coding region runs from base 1 to 2418 and encodes 805 amino acids.
AUGGUCUUCUCUGAGUACACUGCGCUGAGCUGUGACAAUGUCACCAGCAGUACUAAAGACCCUUUCAGAUGGUACACUAGUAGCAGCUCUGUAGGUAGAACGCUGGAGGAAUUUAAAACAUCUGUAAAUAUAGCUGCUCACAAAAAGGUGACUUUUGAGCUCACAUAUGAGGAACUGAUGAAACGCACACACGGCAAAUAUGAGCUGCAAAUCCAUGCCCGGCCCAUGCAGCCUGUCAAAGACUUCAAGCUGCUUUAUUUGAUUUCAUGCCAGGUCGAUGUGUAUAUUCACGAGAAGGCCGGCAUCAGUUUUGUCGAUGUGAAAGGAGGACUAAGCACCAAAGCCCUGGCUAAUGCCAUCACCAAAACCAAAGCAGAUGAACAGGUAUGGGUGCACUUCUAUCCAACUGUGGACCAACAGAAAGUUUGUGAUAGCUGUGGCGAGCAUGGUCUGAAUGGAGAUCUGAUUGUUGUUUAUGAUGUUAGCAGAGACUCUGGACUGGGAGAGAUCAAGACAUCAGACGGGUACUUCAUCCAUCACUUUGCUCCAGCUAGUCUUCCCCGAAUAUCAAAAAAUGUUGUCUUUGUUAUUGAUCGAAGUGGCUCAAUGCAAGGCACAAAAAUGGAACAGACCCGGAGAGCAUUAAUCCAUAUUUUAAAUGACCUGGCAGAAGAAGACUUCUUUGGUCUUAUCACUUUUGAUGACCAAAUAUUUCACUGGAAAAAAGAACUUGUUCAAGCCACCAGUGGAAAUCUGCAGAAGGCCAAAACAUUUGCUGAGACUAUUGAGGCCAGAGGAGCUACAGACAUUAAUACCGCAGUGCUGAAGGGAGCAGAAAUGCUGAAUGCACAUCCCAGAGAAGAUUCAGCAUCUAUCCUUAUUCUCCUCACAGAUGGAGACCCAACCUCAGGAGAGACAAAUAUUGAGAGCAUACAAUCAAAUGUAAGACGGGCCAUUGCAGGCAAAUUUCCUCUCUACUGCCUCGGUUUUGGGUUUGAUGUCAAUUUUAAUUUCCUUGAGAAAAUGUCGCUGCAAAACAACGGUGUGGGAAGACGAAUUUAUGAAGACUCUGAUGCUGAUUUACAGCUGACGGGUUUCUACGAAGAGGUGGCCACUCCUCUGUUGACGGAUGUGACAAUGAUCUAUUUGGGAGGAACCAACUUGACCCAGACUAAUUUCAGUCAGUAUUAUAAUGGCUCUGAAAUUGUUGUGGCUGGUCAGAUCACUGAUAACAACAUUGAAACCUUCAUUCCACAAGUUGUGGCAGUUUCAAGGAAUGGAAAGAUGACAUUUUCUAAGACAAAGACCUCCACGGUGACCCCUACUGGAACAGUGUCUGAAGGCCUCCUCCAGAGGGUUUGGGCUUACCUCACAGUCAAACAGUUUCUGGAGAAAGCGCUGCUGUUGUCUGGAGCAGAGAAAGAGAAAGUGAAGAAAGAGGCUUUGGAGUUGUCCCUAAAGUACAGCUUUGUGACCCCACAUACAUCCAUGGUGGUCACCAAGCCUCAGGGGGAGAACACAGACGUGCUUCACAAACCUAAGGAGGGGGAAAGAUCAUCACAAGAUCAGCAAUAUCAUAUUGGACAUGGACAAACAAUGAAGAUCCCCACACGUUCUGAGCUUAAGAAUUUUAGUUUAACAGAACCUCGUUUUAUGAUCAUUAUUAUUAUUUUUAACCCAAUAGGAGGUUAUCCAAGUCAUCCAGGUCUUCACGGUUUUCGCGGUCCUCCUGACUAUGACCUUUCUUACGACGAUGAUCUAACUAUGGAUCUGAUCCCUUUGAGAGCAACAUUUGCUCCUGUUUCCCACAGAUUUGUGCUGAAAACAGAGAAUCAGUCUCCUUCACUUUGCUUUGACAUUCAUGGAGAGGUCCUCCUUAAACUUCUUCACGAUCCCAGCAAAGAGCUGUAUGUGAAUGGUGAGCUGGAUUCAGUAAAAAAUGGAGGCUUCAAAAAGAUUGUCAUCCAUGUCCAAACUGACCUGCUUGUCAAGGUUGACACAAAUGAAGUUACUGUCCAUGAAGGACAAGCAGCUGCACGCACAGUUGGAGAAGAUCCCGUCACAGUUGGAAGUUUGACUGUAAUCAAUCGUGGCAAUGAAAUAGAUAUUGCAGUCGGCGAUGUGCGCAUUGUCAUCUUAGUUCACGGGAACUACAACAAAUUCCUUUGGCCCGUUUUAAGACAGAGGCCAUCUGCCGACAGUACUGAAGGAAUUUUAGCUUUGAAGCCAGCAGUCUAUCAGGAGGUACAACAAGUUCCCGGAACCAAACUGAGGAUCAAUGAUCAAGAAAUUCAUGUCACGAGUUCCAGUGCUGUUGACUACAGUACCAGCUCUUCUGCACAAAUUCACUGCUGGCUCAUUUCAGCUGACUUCGUCCUGCAGAGACCUGUGAAUGAUUUUGUUGUUGCCAAACUUUAAUUUAGAAUGAUUUGGAAAGCAUGCAUUUCAAAAGACAAAAAAAAAAAAAAAAAAUGCCAUAACACAUUACUACAAUACA